Cooperia oncophora is the source of this 216-nucleotide messenger RNA. Lineage: Eukaryota; Metazoa; Nematoda; Chromadorea; Rhabditida; Trichostrongylidae. The record is from the annotation of a GenBank genome assembly.
AUGGCCAUUUGUACGCAGCAGGAGGAAGGAGCAUCGUCAGUUGAGAAGUACAGCCCUCUCACCAAUAAAUGGAUUGACGUGCCUGCUAUGAAGAGGAACAGGAGAACUGUGAGUGUUAGCAUUCUGAUUACGCCACUACACAAUGAUAACGGGGUGUCAAACACAUUGGUGAUUUUUGUAUGUUUCAAGCGUUUCCUGCACUAUGCAUCAAACUAA